AUGCCCGACUACGCAUACAAACUGUCGAUCGCCUUCAAGAACUGGGCAACGAGCCCAGAACCCAGGCGCAAUGGCGUUGUCAUUGACAGACAUCUAGGAGACACGCCCCGACCGUUCAUCCCCGCCAUCGAGCUGCAGAGGUGGUGGACCAAGGAACGAAUCGACUGCUUCCGCAAGGCACUCAGGUUGGAAAAAGAUAUGCUAAGCGGGCAGUACCUGGUCAUAACAUCCAUCCUGAUACUGAUGGGAGACAGAUUUUGCACUCAUUUGAAGAAAAGACUGGAGUACUUCUACCGCUUCAGAGCUGGAGAGUUGACGUUUCCCUUGAGCAAAGACGUCGUAAAUUGCAUAUUCCCAGACAACGAACGUGAGGAUGGUGAAUCCUUCCAUCGCGAGCAACUCCUCUUCAGUCCAGUCGGAAUCGAAACCGGCCUCUGGGACCAGCAACUAGGAUCCGACUUGACGCUGCAUCUGAAGUUCAUUAGCGUGCUGCGAGACGGUGGGAAUCACUCUCCAACCAUCUCCAAGUACGCUCGAUACGACGGUUCAAAGCCCAGUGAUAAGGAUUUCCUUGUAAUCAAGAUCUUUCCACCAGGCCCUCCGACAGCCACGUUUGAAGACGAGGCACGGCUCUACCGUGAGCUUCGACUCAAAUCCCAAAGAGGAAAGAAACCUUCCGACUUCUUCCUGUUGUGCCACGGUAUUUUCGAGCAGAAUAAUCACAGGGGCAUUAUACUUGAAUACGCGACGGGGGGUAGUCUCCUCGACUAUUUCAACAACAACCCAGAACCUCUCAAUAACGCACAUGACCGCUACCAGUUCUACGCUGCCCUGCUCGACAUACCAAUGGCAAUAAGAGCCCUCUCGAUAAUGGGCUACGUCCACCAAGACAUCAAACCGGGCAAUAUCUUUGUCUUCUGCGAUGACCCCCGAUUCGGGUCGGUGCCCAAAGCUGAUGGCACUCGCAAGAUCCGAUUGAAGCUUGGAGAUUACGGCCUGAGUAGCAGGCUUAUCUUCAACGAAGGCUCACAGCCUCACAGCCGUGAUAGAGGAGGUGAUUUGACGUACAGCGCACCCGAGCUCCUGGUACAGGAAGAAGAGUUCCGAGAUUUCAAGAUGAAAUUCACGGUGGCAGCGGAGGUUUGGGCCGUGGGCUGCGUCAUGUUAGACUCGAUCAUAUGGGCUGUCCGCGGUAAUGCAUCCCGCGUGGGCUUUGCGGACAAGAGGAAGAAUGAGAUUCAGACGCUUCAUCGGGUCCUGGCCAAAAGGGGCUAUACGUACGUCUUUCAUGACGGGGAAAAAAUCCUUAAGACGGUGAGGAAAGUCGAAGACAAAAUCCUCCGGGGCAUGUGUAACUGCGAUAAAUGGACGAAAGGGCUUGUUGGUACAGUGUUGAAAAAAGUGCUGCUUCCACAACCGGAAGCCAGAUUGGCCAUCGAAGAUAUCGCGAAGGAAUUGCGGGCUGUUUUGGAUUCCUGGAAGCCGCCACCGCCGGACGAGGGCCCCAGCUCUCCAAAGCAUCACUCGCCAAACACAUCUGCGAUGGCGACAACCUUACCAGUUAACGCCACGGACCUAGACGUACAGAAUGACGAAGCCGUGGCUGUAGGUGAUGUUCCUCCUGUACAUCCCGCGACAACGCACAACAGCCAACUCCCUUGCAAGCAUCCUGGCGUCAAGGCCAAUGAUCUUGACACUUUUCAUAGCACUGGAAAAAAACACGAUCCUGGGAAUAAGAUAAGCAGGUUUUUGCGAGAUGUCGAGGAAACCUUUGAAUCGCACAAUCAUGUUCUGGUAAUUGACGACUCCGCUGGCAUGUGGGAGAUGAAAUCAGAUGUGCGGAAAGUCGUGAGAGCAAUUACCUACGCAGUCAAAAAUGCAGCCAAUGGUAGCAUCAAGGUUUACUUUACGUCUAAUCCAACCAAACACCACCAGGUCACCAACGUGAAAGGUGUGAGAAAAGUCUUGGGUCAUUGGCAACAAAACAAUAACAGCAAUGGAAUGGCCCCAACACUAAAACAUGUUCUCAAAGGAGUCAAAGAGAAUAUCACCAGCGAUGACGACAGGAAAAGCUUCCUGAGCUCACUAUUUGAGUCUUCGACCUCCAGGCCGGUGAGAACCAGCAUACUGGUGCUCACGGACGGCAUCUGGGGCGACAGGAAUAGGGACCGGGGACUGUGCGAUGUAGACGAACGCAUUCGAGACUUUGUGGACGGCUUGCCGGAGAUCUCCAAAGCCUACAAAUUCGUGUAUGCGGCGAUACAGUUCAUCUCCUUCGGGAAGAGCGACGUCGGGCAAGAGCGGCUCAGCUUCCUCAAAGACCAACUGGGUCUCAGAGUCGACAUGGUUGACACAAAGUCACACGAAGAUCCCCUCUGGUCGAUACUGGUGGGUGCAUUCGACCGUGCCGGCGAUGCCGAGCCUGUCGCUUGGAAGGCGAGCGAUUGGACAAGUCUGCUGUGA
This is a messenger RNA of Pyricularia grisea, 2463 nucleotides long. RefSeq lists its product as uncharacterized. The coding region runs from base 1 to 2463 and encodes 820 amino acids. The record is from RefSeq and is a predicted model, not a curated record. Lineage: Eukaryota; Fungi; Ascomycota; Sordariomycetes; Magnaporthales; Pyriculariaceae. The transcript is spliced from 4 exons. Gene Ontology annotation, biological process: protein phosphorylation. Gene Ontology annotation, molecular function: protein kinase activity; ATP binding.